UCAAUGAAUAUUCAGCUCUCUUGUCAACUCUCGUAAUCAAUAAACUAGAAAAAGAACUAGAUGGAUUUUUCAAAGACCACCCAUUACAACAGCAGCAACUCUAUUGCUGCUUUCUUGGUUUUUUUGUUUACUGGUUUAAUUUUUAUCUUCAUGUCCAGCCCGACCGGAUCCAAACCCUUCCUUUCAUUCCAAGAUUAUAACCUUAAUUGCCCAUCUCCGAAUGCAAGCGACGGGGCUAGCCAUGGCUAUAAAGAUGACCUUGAAGCAGCUUUGGCAAAGGCAUCAACUGCGAAUAAGAGCGUAAUAAUCGCAAUGGCAAACAAGGCCUAUGUAGAGGGAGAUAAGCCAAUGCUAGAUAUGUUCUUGAAUAGCUUCUGGCUAGGGGAGGAUACGAGAGAUUUGGUUAAUCAUCUUCUACUAAUUACAGUCGAUCAAAUGUCGUUUGAGCGAUGCAAGUUCCUCCGGCUUCAUUGCUACAAACUCGAAACUGAUGAUGAAGGUUUUGACAGCGAAAAAAUGUACAUGUCCGACGAUUUUAUCAAGAUGAUGUGGAGAAGAACUCUGGUUCUUGGAGACGUGCUAAAAAGGGGCUACAAUUUUAUUUUUACGGACACCGAUUUAAUGUGGUUAAGGAAUCCAUUUCCAAGGCUGAACUUAAACGAGAGCUUAGAUCUUCAAAUCAGUACUGAUAGUUUCAAUGGAAAUGAGCGGUCAAAAGCAAACCAUCGAAACACAGGGUUUUACAUGAUAAGAUCCAACAACAAGACCAUCUCAUUGUUCGAAUCCUGGUACGCUAGAAAGAACAGCUCCAUUGGAAAGAAAGAGCAAGAUGUUUUGAACGAGAUGAUGCAUGAAGGUGUGUUUACAGAGCUAGGGCUUACAGUAAGGUUUCUGGACACACUUUACUUUAGUGGGUUUUGCCAAGAUAGCAGGGACAUCAAGGCUGUUAUUACUGUUCAUGCCAAUUGUUGCCGAACGAUAAGUGCCAAGAUUGCUGAUCUGACGGCUGUCAUUGAACAUUGGAAGGGGAUCAACACCUUCCCGUCGGUCAACGGUACAUCCACAUUUGCAAGUUUGAAGCAUGAAGCCUGCAAGAAUUCGUGGAUUUGACCUUCAAUUUGGAUAGGUUUAUGAAUUACAUACUAUUAAUUGAUGAAAAUGGAAGUAAAUUAGGUUCAGCCAAGUUUUUACUUAAUUCAAUUUUUUAGUAUUUUUAAUUAGUAACA
Molecule: messenger RNA, 1226 nt
Organism: Jatropha curcas
Lineage: Eukaryota; Viridiplantae; Streptophyta; Magnoliopsida; Malpighiales; Euphorbiaceae
Source: RefSeq, a predicted model, not a curated record